Aspergillus costaricaensis CBS 115574 is the source of this 1167-nucleotide messenger RNA. Its product is annotated as isopropanol dehydrogenase. The coding region runs from base 1 to 1113 and encodes 370 amino acids. Gene Ontology annotation, cellular component: mitochondrion. The transcript has a single exon. The record is from RefSeq and is a predicted model, not a curated record. Gene Ontology annotation, molecular function: oxidoreductase activity. NCBI's taxonomy places the organism in Eukaryota, Fungi, Ascomycota, Eurotiomycetes, Eurotiales, Aspergillaceae.
AUGUCAACUCACAAAGCUCUCGUGAUUCACGCCCGGGACAAGCCACUCGUCCUUGAGACUGUCCCACGCCCUGUCGCAUCCACUGGUGACGCAAUUGUUCGCAUCCUCGCUGCCGAUAUCGUUCCCUACAUGGGAGAUGUGAUUAGCAACAAACGCCCUUACCCGCUCUCUCUGCCUAUGACGCCGGGGAACACCGCUAUUGGCCGCAUACACGAAGUCGGACCUGAUGCCGUGGACCUCACCCCAGGCCAACUCGUCUUCUGCGACAUCACCAUUCGCGCCCGCGAUAACCCAACCGUCUCGAUUCUUUACGGUAUACACGGAGGUGGGUAUCCCGCAGCACAAAAACUCAUGGACGGCGUCUGGCGUAACGCGACGUACGCCGAAUACGCGCGGUUCCCGUUGGAGAAUUUAUACCGUCUGAACGAGGCGUCUCUCCUGGGGACACUGGGAUACAACAUCAACGACCUGUGUCUCUUGCCUGUGUGCCUUGUUCCAUUUGGUGGUCUUUCAGAGGUCAGCUUGAAGCCCGGCGAGGUGGUGAUCGUGGCCCCUGCAACGGGGCGGUACGGAGGCGCCGCCGUGAGCAUUGCACUGGCAAUGGGCGGGACGGUGAUUGCUGCCGGGCGAAAUGUGGCGGCGUUAAAGAGACUUGAGGGAAUCCAUGCCACAAGGCGACUCAGGACUAUCCAGAUCACCGGCGAUGCGGCCGCUGAUACAGAGUUGUUCCGUGCAGCAGUUGGGAAGGCGGAUGGGGCAGAUGUAUACCUCGACCUGUCCCCACCAGCAGCUCAGGGAUCGUCGCUGCUGGCAUCGGGCAUUCGAGCAUUACGUGCCUUUGGUCGAUGUGUAGUUAUGGGAGGCAAUUCGGGGAAUAUCGACUUCCCUUACCUUGAGAUCAUGUUCAAGAGUAUUCGGGUUCAGGGGCGGUUUAUGUACGAUCGCCAGCAUGUGCUGCAAAUGAUCCAGAUGGUCGAAUCGGGAUUGCUUCCUCUCGGCAACAAGUCUGGUGUCACUCAGACGGAGGUAUAUAGGCUUGAGCAGAUCCAAGAGGCAUUGGAAGCGGCUGGUAAGCUGAGCGGUUGGGGUGGGCAUGUGGUGCUCAGGCCAUAGUCCAUGCAAAUCUGUUUUCGGUCAUUGGCUUCAUAAUGUACACAACUUUUAGAU